This is a messenger RNA of Nezara viridula (southern green stink bug), 660 nucleotides long. The record is from the annotation of a GenBank genome assembly. NCBI's taxonomy places the organism in Eukaryota, Metazoa, Arthropoda, Insecta, Hemiptera, Pentatomidae.
AUGACUGACGUCGACAAAUUAAAUCAGGACAUUGUUAAGUGUAGUUUAAGCAUUAAAUCUUUAAUUCAGGACAUUCAAAACUGCAAUGGGCCUCUUGAAAAGUUAAAUGAACUGAAUGCCAAUGGUCGCUCUAAGUUAUCUUCCCUCAGGGAAAUGAUAGAUGACUUGGAAUCUCAUGGGAAAGAAUCAUCUGAUAGUGAUCUCUUGGAAGAGGCCAGAAACUAUAGGGAACAAUAUUAUAAUACAUUCAGCAUGUUUCGAAAAGCAAAUGUCAACUGUAUGCUAGCUAUUGAAAAAGCAAGUAAAGAAGAACUCUUCAAAAGUGAUGAGAUUAACUCUGUUAGGCAAAGGAUCAAAAAAGAUAAAGCAAAUAUGGUUAAAAUGUCCUCUAAUGUAACAGAUCAAUUGUUAUCAAUAAGUAGACAUUUAGCGGAUACCACACAGUUAAGUGCGGACACUCUUCAGACUUUAGCUAACUCCUCAAUGACAGUUACUGGGACAAGCGGUGAAUUAUUGGAAACUAAAAGUGCUAUUUCUCAAUCUGGAAAAUUACUCGACAAAUAUUCCCGUCGCCAGUUCACUGAUAAACUAAUUUUGUUGUUAGGCUUUGUAUUUUUUUUGGCCUGCGUGCUUUACAUUUUGAAAAAGAGACUACUAUAA